This is a messenger RNA of Spea bombifrons (plains spadefoot toad), 927 nucleotides long. RefSeq names its product StAR related lipid transfer domain containing 4 (gene STARD4). Gene Ontology annotation, cellular component: cytosol; endoplasmic reticulum. The transcript has 6 exons. The record is from RefSeq and is a predicted model, not a curated record. NCBI's taxonomy places the organism in Eukaryota, Metazoa, Chordata, Amphibia, Anura, Pelobatidae. Bases 113 to 733 code for a protein of 206 amino acids. Gene Ontology annotation, biological process: cholesterol import; intracellular cholesterol transport; cholesterol transport involved in cholesterol storage. Gene Ontology annotation, molecular function: cholesterol binding; cholesterol transfer activity.
GCUGAUAGCAGGGCACACGUACACCCCAUCACUGAAUGCUGGGGUUCGGGUCAUCGGCGGACACGGUGUUGGAGAUCGGAGCCGUAAUACACGAAUAAGCGACAGUUGAACUAUGGAAAGCCUUGAUACAACGUCAAUGUCAACCAAACUGCAAAAUACCCUCAUUCAGUACCACUGUAUUUCAGAAGAUGAGUGGCAUGUUGCAAAGAAAACGAGUGAUGUAACAGUUUGGCGAAAACCAUCUGAAGAAUUUGGUGGUUCUCUUUACAAAUGUGAAGGUGUUGUUAAAGAUGUGGCAGACAGGAUUGUGGAUUACAUACGCCCUGGACCUUAUAGGCUGAAGUGGGACAGCUUAAUGACAACAAUGGAUAUAAUAAAGGACUUAAAUCAGGGUUGCUGUGUGAUGCGCUAUACAACUGCUGGCCAGCUUUGGAACAUCAUAUCUCCCAGGGAGUUUGUUGACUUCUCCUACACCACACAAUAUGAGCAUGGUCUUUUAAGCUGUGGUGUUAGCAUUAAACAUGAAGUUGUUCGACCAAACUGUGUGCGUGGAUUUAACCAUCCCUGUGGCUGGUUUUGUGUACCACUUCAAAGUGACCCUGAGCAUAGCCUGCUCACUGGCUAUAUCCAGACGGAUCUGAAAGGGAUACUUCCUCAGAAGUCUGUUGAGCUUGCAAUGGCAAGUUCCCUUGUAAACUUUUAUACCGAUCUUAGGAAGGCGUUGAAAGCAUGAAUGCCCUUUGUGGCAACUUCCUAUACUGGAUAACCAGUAUAUUUUUAACAAAAGUCAACUUGAGCAUUAUCCUAUUUUUGACUUUCUCAAUGGACAUGCUGUCGUUGAACAAGUCUUAGUGUAACACCAAGACAGCUUUAGUUGAAAUUCAAGGAAAAUUGAUACCAUAUUUUAUUACAUGGAAUAUGUGAAUA